This is a messenger RNA of Rhodofomes roseus, 3191 nucleotides long. RefSeq names its product calcium-transporting ATPase. The record is from RefSeq and is a predicted model, not a curated record. The transcript has 11 exons. The coding region runs from base 136 to 3114 and encodes 992 amino acids. Gene Ontology annotation, cellular component: membrane. Gene Ontology annotation, biological process: intracellular calcium ion homeostasis; calcium ion transmembrane transport. Gene Ontology annotation, molecular function: ATP hydrolysis activity; ATP binding; P-type calcium transporter activity. Lineage: Eukaryota; Fungi; Basidiomycota; Agaricomycetes; Polyporales; Fomitopsidaceae.
ACGUCAGUGCGUUGCCUAAAACGAGAGACGCGUGGACAGAAGCGUCAAUCGCUGUUCUGGCUCAGACACACACUCGCGCCCGCUUGUCCCAAGCACGCCAUCCCCAGUUCUGUCCCCGGCUGCACCACCGUCGGCAUGGAGGAACCUUGGACAAAAUCAUCUGAUGCCAUCCUCCAGCACUUCUCCGUAGACCCCGCCCGCGGCCUCACCGCCGACCUCGCCGCGAAGCAUGCCCAGCUCUACGGAAAGAACGAGCUUCCGGAAGAGCCUUCGACGCCAAUCUGGGAACUCAUUCUCGAGCAGUUCCAGGACCAGCUCGUUCUCAUCCUUCUCGCGUCCGCCGUCAUCUCAUUCGUGCUAGCACUCUUUGAGGAGUCGGACGGCUCGGCCUGGUGGAGUGCAUUUGUCGAGCCUCUGGUCAUCCUCCUCAUUUUGGUAGCCAAUGCGGCCGUGGGCGUGAUCCAGGAGACCAACGCGGAGCAGGCCAUUGAGGCUUUGAAGGAAUACUCCCCGGAUGAGGCCAAGGUUUACCGCGACGGUCAAAUUGCGCGCAUACAUGCCUCGGAACUCGUCCCUGGAGACAUCAUCUCGGUCGCGGUGGGUGACAAGGUCCCUGCAGACUGUCGCCUGCUGUCGAUCUCUUCGACGAGUCUCCGUGUGGACCAGGCCAUCCUGACGGGCGAGAGUACCAGCAUCAACAAGAGUGUCGACAUUGUGGCUGACCUGAAAGCCGUCAAACAAGACAUGACGAACAUGCUCUUCGCUGGUACGAGCGUCGUCAGCGGCAAGGCGAUGGCCAUUGUCGUCUUCACCGGUCAGAAGACGGCUAUUGGCGACAUCCACAAGUCCAUCACCUCGCAGAUUAGCGAGAAGACACCCCUGAAGCGCAAGCUCGACGACUUCGGCGACAUGCUCGCGAAGGUCAUCUCCGUCAUUUGCGUGCUCGUCUGGAUUGUGAACUACAAACACUUCUGGGACCCGUCGCACGGCUCCGCGUUGAAGGGCGCGGUCUACUACUUCAAGAUUGCCGUCGCGCUAGCCGUGGCUGCUAUCCCGGAAGGCCUGGCUGCUGUUAUCACCGCAUGUCUUGCGCUGGGCACGAAAAAGAUGGCACAGAAGAACGCCAUUGUGCGGAACCUGCCCAGUGUUGAAACGCUCGGCUGCACCAACGUCAUCUGCUCGGACAAGACUGGUACGCUCACCACGAAUCAGAUGAGCGUCUCCAAGUUCUUCGUGGUCGGAAACGCUGGCGGCCUCAGGGAGUAUGCUGUGGAGGGGACUACCUUCGCGCCUCAAGGGUCGGUUAGGUCUGCUGAUGGCAAAGAGGCCUCUGCUGAACUUCGUUCGCUGCCAAUUCAGCUUCUGGCCGAAAUCAGUGCGCUUUGCAAUGACUCCAAGGUGGUCUACCAUACGGAUAAGAAAUCCUACACCAAUGUCGGGGAGCCCACAGAAGCUGCUUUGAAGGUUCUUGUGGAAAAGCUCCCUUGCCCCGAUGGUGAGCUCACAAAGUCCCUCUCAACCAUGGACCCAGCAGCUCGUGCGAGCGCCGUGAACGACUUCUACGAGCGCGUCAUUCCCAAGAUCAUGACGUUCGAGUUCUCCCGCGACCGCAAGAUGAUGUCCGUCCUCGCAAGCAAGCAAGGCCAAGGCAUUCUCUACGCAAAAGGCGCGCCGGAAUCCAUCCUGGACCGUUCCGUAUCCGCCCUCGUCGGCGGAGACGUCGUGCCUCUGACCCCCACCCUCCGCGCCGCGAUCCAGCAGCAGACACUCGCCUACGGCCAGCAGGGCCUGCGCACGCUCGCACUUGCAUACGCCGCCAACCUGCCCCUCGACCCCGCGCGCUACCGCCCCGACAGCACCGGCGACUUCGAGAAGGACCUCGUCUUCGUGUCGCUCGUCGGCAUGCUCGACCCGCCGCGCCCCGAGGUCCCCGCCGCCGUCGCGAACUGCAAGGCCGCGGGCAUCCGGGUGAUCUGCAUCACGGGCGACAACAAGGGCACCGCGGAGACGAUCUGCAGGCAGGUGGGCAUCUUCGGGCCGGACGAGGACCUCACGGGCAAGAGCUACACGGGUCGCGAGUUCGAUGAGCUGAGCGAGCAGGAGAAGCUCGCGGCGGUGAUGCGGGCGGGUCUGUUCUGUCGGACGGACCCGAGGCAUAAGAGCCAGCUUGUGGACCUCCUGCAGAGCCAGGGUCUUGUCGUGGCUAUGACCGGUGAUGGUGUGAACGACGCCCCGGCGCUGAAGAAGGCUGAUAUCGGUGUCGCGAUGGGGAGCGGGACUGAUGUUGCCAAGCUGGCAGCAGACAUGGUCCUCGCUGACUCCAACUUCGCCACAAUCGAGCUUGCUGUAGAGGAGGGCCGACUCAUCUACAACAACACCAAGCAGUUCAUCCGAUACCUCAUUUCCUCGAACAUUGGCGAGGUCGUCAGUAUCUUCUUGACCGUCCUCCUCGGCAUGCCCGAGGCUUUGAUCCCAGUGCAGCUGCUCUGGGUCAACCUCGUCACGGACAGCCUGCCCGCGACCGCUCUCGGCUUCAACCCUCCGGACCACAGCAUCAUGCGCGUCCCUCCACGAGACAGCCGUGAACGCCUCGUCGGGCCCUGGCUGUUCGCGCGGUACAUGAUCAUCGGGAUUUACGUCGGCGUCGCGACUGUUGGCGGCUACGCCUGGUGGUUCAUGUACUACGCUGGCGGUCCCCAGAUUACCUUCUGGCACCUGACGCACUUCCACCAAUGCUCCACGCUGUUCCCCGAGAUCGGCUGCGAGAUGUUCACGAACGAGAUGGCGCACCGCGCGACGACGAUGAGCCUGUCCAUACUGGUCACGAUCGAGAUGUUCAACGCGAUGAACUCGCUGUCCGAAAAUGAGAGCCUGCUCCGGCUGCCGCUCUGGAAGAACCCCUUCCUGGUCGCCGCGAUCACGCUCAGCAUGCUCCUGCAUGUCGCUAUCUUGUACAUUCCCUUCUUCACGACUCUCUUCGCCAUCGCGCCGCUGAACUGGGUCGAAUGGAAAGCUGUGUUGUACAUUAGCGCACCUGUCAUCCUCAUCGAUGAGGUACUAAAGUUUGUCACGACCACAUUCAUUGAGCCACCAACGAGGGUCAAAAUGGACUAGUAGAGGAGCUCAUAGACUUGCUCUGCAGACUGUACUCAUACACACAAUAAUAGAAGCAUGCGCAUUGCCGUCUUCUC